AUGUGGUGGUGGACAAAUUUUUUAAUCAAUAAAUCAUAUUUAUUAAUAUUUGUUCUUAUCAUUCGACGAACAAUUGGAUCUUUACAUUAUUCAAAUAUUCAUCUUCAAAAUUGGACAAAUCCAUGUGAACCAAAUCCAUGUCGAGCUGGUACAUGUGAACUUGUUUCGAAAUUAACUUUUAGUUGUCAUUGUAUUCCUUAUGUUCAUGGUUCAUUGUGUGAAAAAUUAAAUUAUGCUCAAAAAUCAUGUGAAAGUAAUCCAUGUUAUAAUCAAGGUUUAUGUUCACCAAUAUCAUCAAAAGGAUCUUCAUUAUUUUUAUCAUCAAAUAAUAAUUUUAUGUGUCUUUGUUCAUCAAGACAUGCUGGAAAACUUUGUCAAGAAAAUGUCGGAGAAUGUUCUUGUUUAAAUGGAGGAAUUUGUUAUAAUAUAUCAAAUGAUGGAUAUAAAUGUUCUUGUCCAAUAAUGUUUACUGGACCAUUUUGUGAACAUGAUUUACGCAAUACAACAUUUUGUAGUCAUUCUCCAUGUCAACAUAAUGGUACAUGCAUUUUAGUUCAAUCACCAGCUGGAAUUUGUCUAUGUCAACCUGGUUAUAUUGGAGAAUUCUGUGAAAAACGUAUUCCAUUUUGUCAAGAAAAUCCAUGUAGAAAUAAUGGAACAUGUGUACCAUUAUCUGGUGUUGAUGGUCAAUGUCUUUGUCAACCAUCUUUUUCAGGUCGUUUAUGUGAAUAUCCUCAAAGAACAUUUUGUUCAAUUGAUCCUUGUAGAAAUGGUUCAACUUGUAUUGUAUUAAAUCAUACAGGUGAUGGAUUUUGUUUAUGUCCACCUGAUUAUGCUGGUCCUUAUUGUGAAUAUAUAACACCAACAGCUUGUAAAAAAAAUUGUCAUCAUAAUGGAGGAAAAUGUGCUUUAAUUGACAAUAAAUAUGGAAGAUGUUUAUGUCCAAAAGAUGUUACUGGAUCUUAUUGUGAUACACCACUUCAUCCAUGUGCACCAAAUCCAUGUGAGAAUAAUGGAAUAUGUGUUCAUGAAACAGUUAGUCAAACAUAUAAAUGUUUAUGUACAUAUGGUUAUUCAGGUUUAAAUUGUUCAGAAAAUUUAAAUAAAUCAUUUUGUUCAUUACAUCCAUGUAUGAAUAAUGGAACAUGUCUUCAAUCUCCAACAAGUCCUGAUGGUAUAUGUAGAUGUGAACAAGGUUUUGGUGGAAAAUAUUGUGAUGAAAUAGUUAAAUGUGGUGAACAACAAUGUCAAUAUCCUGAACAAGUUUGUUUAGCUGAUAGUUGUGUUAAUGUAACAGGAGAACUUUAUUGUCUUUUACAUGAAUGUCAACAUGGUGGAACAUGUGAUAUAAUAACACGACAAUGUUUAUGUGAAAAAGGUUUUGGUGGACUUAAAUGUGAAUUAAAAAGUUUAUUUUGUGAUGAAACAAAAAAUGUUUGUCAAAAUAAUGGAACAUGUCUUGCUACACAAAGUCGUUGUCUUUGUACAAAUUAUUUUACAGGAAAAUAUUGUGAAAUUUAUCUUCAAUUUAAAAAACAUUGA
This is a messenger RNA of Rotaria sp. Silwood2, 1542 nucleotides long. Lineage: Eukaryota; Metazoa; Rotifera; Eurotatoria; Philodinida; Philodinidae. The record is from the annotation of a GenBank genome assembly.